GAAGGUGAMGCACGAUUAGUCGAUGGUCCAAAUCCUCUUCAAGGUCGUGUCGAAGUAUUYCACAAUGGACAGUGGGGUACUAUUUGUAACAAUAUGUGGAGUGACGAAGAUGCAACAGUAGUGUGUAAGAUGUUGGGGUACUCAGGCCUCGGUCGUGCUAUCGCGUCGUUAAACAUCACUCAAGGUGUUGUACCAAUCUGGCUUGACAACGUACAGUGCACAGGAGGAGAGAGUAACUUACUGCAAUGCCGUAAGAAUCCAUGGGGAUACCACCGAUGUUUGCAUUCUCAAGAUUCCUGGGCUGUUUGCUCAAAUGGUGYAUUUGGUGACGAAUGCAGAAGAUAUAAGGUGCUAAACAGUGCCGAUAGAGCCAAGACCUUCGCUGGACAAGCAGAUCAAUGCGACAGAAACAGUGACAUAUUCCCUGGUCAGUGGCAUCGCUUCAUGGGACUUGCCGGCAAUGUUAUGYCAUCUACUUGUGUUCCUGAGGGGAAGUGCAAUACAAAAGCUCCGGGAUGGCUGAAUGGAGAUCACCCAACGGUAGAAAAAGGAAUUGUCACAAGAAAAGUCUGUUUUAGUUUUCUCGGCGAGUGCUGUAAAUGGUCAACUUUUAUUCGAGUCAAAAAUUGUUCAGGGUUUUAUGUCUACGAGCUUCAAAAACCACCAUCUUGUAUCCUACGAUAUUGUGGCAAUGGACCAGAUACAACGCCGGUACGUUUGGUUGGCAGURACAACGAUUAUUCUGGCCGUGUGGAGGUGUACCAUAAAGAUGAGUGGGGUACUGUUUGUGACCACCAAUGGGAUCUUAAUGACGCAAAAGUCGUUUGUAGAAUGUUAGGAUUCUUAGGUGUAUURGAGGCGCAUCCAAGCGCAACAUUUGGACUGGGGUUUGGCCCACAUAUAUGGCUAAACGACGUGAGCUGCAAUGGAGAUGAAAAAGACCUUGGAUUUUGCAAACAUGCCGGAUGGGGAAAACGUGGCACUUGUGAUCAUUAUAACGACGCUGGCGUUACUUGCUUAAGUGAUAAAGAGUAUUCUUGCAACUUUGAAACUGAUCUGUGUUUGUUUAMAACCACGUCUGGCGUUAAUAAUGAACUAACAUGGAUUAGAAAACAAGCAUCUUCGCCUGCAAAGUAUUACCAGCCAAAAUAUGAUCACACUUAUGCUGAAGUUAAAAAACCAAUGUGUUUGGAAGGUUGGACAAGCAAAGUCUACAAAGGAUACUGCUACAAAUUUGAAACAGAAGAUAUGGUCACCUGGCGCCAGGCAGUAAAGAAAUGCCAAGCAAAAAAUGCUUCACUUGCAGACAUCCAAACUCAUGAAGAAUUACGUUUUAUCAGGGAUUAUAGAUUCCCAAGUGGCAUAAGGCAGUUGUUUAUUGGCCUCCACGAGAAAAAUGGAGAUGGAAUUUGGUCAUAUCUCAAUGGUAAAGUGGUAAACCUAACAGAUAUAUGGCCAAAUGGCAAAACGUCUGAUGCCGGACAAGAAGACUGCGCGUCUCUACUGUAUUAUGGUGCCGGAUUCAAUGAUGUACACUGUGACACGACUUAUAACGGAAUCUCUUACUUAUGCAAAGCAAAGUAUCAGCGCACAGGUUCAGGAUAUUAUCUUGAGAUGCCAGGAACGAACCAGCAACAACCAAUAGCAAGACUGGUUAGCCMUGUAUUUCCAACAACGUUCGCUUGUCUCUCUUUCUAUUAUCACGCAGUUCGCAAUCACGUAGACUCUAUUAGAGUUGUUUUACGUCCAGGUUCACAAAAGAACGUUAUUGUGUGGGAGCUACAGGAAAACGAAACUAAUGUCAGUAGCAACCAAAGCAGUAAAUGGAGGAAAGCUCAGAUACCCAUCAGGAUAGUGAAGGGAGAUCGGUUUUCGUUUGAAAUCCAGGCAGCAAGGACAAUAMUCACGUCAUUAGACGGAGAUAUUGCUAUUGAUGACGUCAAAAUCAACACUUCAAUAGGAAGCGAUUCGUGUGAUUUUUUUCCACCAAAUGCGAAACCAAGGAGUUGGGAAACAAGCGGUAGUUGUACCUUCACGAAUGGCACAUGCGGCUACAUCAGCGACAAGACCGACAAAGAAUACACCGAYUGGUURCAAAAYCAUCUUGCUAACCCAAGAAUUAGCAGUAUAUUAGGCUACAAGGGUCCUUACGAUCACACCACGUACUCCUUCAACAGCGGUACAUACAUGUUCAUGCAGCAUUCUUUAGCUCAAAGAAGUUUAAAAUCAGCACGUCUCAUCAGCCCACCACUAACACCAACCCAAGCAAAAUGCCUGUCCUUUUAUUUCUUUCUUACUGCUAAGACGAAAUCUUCUGAUAUCGAUUUCACUAUAUUCAUUCGAUCUGGCCAAACCUUUGUWGAAACUCCUGUUUGGGAGGUAACUAGUAAAGACGUAGAAGCUAUAGGUUAUUGGAAAAAAGGUGUUUUACCUCUACAGCAGAAACAUCCUUUUCAGGUGGUAUUUGAGGGGCUAAUAAAUGGAAACGGUGUAGUGGGCCUUGAUGAUAUCUUGAUAUCGUCAUCAGCUAAGUGCACCCUGRCACCGAGCAAUGCCUCUCCUUCGACUUAUGAGACAAGUGGUGUUAUUAGGUUAGCUUCUUCUUCUACAAAUGGAACAGGAAGAGUCGAGGUUUAUCACCGUGGACGUUGGGGCACGGUUUGUGGAAAUGAAUGGACACUUAACAAUGCCCAGGUGGUAUGUCGUCAGUUAGGUUAUAAAGGUGCUCUCGAUGCUCACUGUUGUGGCCUGUAUGGUAGAGGAACUGGUCCUGUAUGGCUAAGUGAUGUUAGAUGCACUGGAAAAGAGGCUUCACUUGCAACAUGUACUCAUAAAGGUUGGGGAAAUAACAAGUGUUUUCACGAUCAAGAUGCUGCCGUAGUCUGUAAAAGUCUCGCAACCCAAGAAUUACAAUUGCGUCUAAGUGGAUCACAGGAUGCCCAUCGAGGUCGGGUCGAAGUGCUUUACGCUGGUAUCUGGGGAACUAUAGAUUCAACUGGCUGGGAUAUCUUUGAUGCGACUGUAGUUUGUCGACAGCUAAGGUUUGCAGGAGCCGUAGCAGCGUUCACUGGGAACGCCUUCGGACAGGGAAAAGGACCAAUAUGGUUAUCUGAUGCAAAAUGUUUUGGAAAUGAAACCAAACUCUCUCAGUGCGGCUACAAGCGUAAUACAGGCAAGCUCCUCUCUUUUGGGAAUCACGCRAAUGAUGCUGGCGUUGAUUGCUUUGGUGGUCGACUAAUUGGCGGUAAAAGUUCUAAUGAAGGUCGUGUUCAAAUCCAGUACAAAGGCAAAUGGGGAGCAAUAUGUGGCAAAGAAUGGAAUAUGAAUGCUGCUCACGUGAUAUGCCGUAACCUUGGUUACCUUGGAGCAAAGUCUACCUCCUUAGUUGCCAAAGGCAGUGAUGUUGUAGUGCUUGAUGAAGUGAAAUGUCAAGGAGAUGAAUCAUCAAUAAUGUUUUGUCUUCACCGUGGGCUGAACUUUCACAGGUGUGAUAGUUCCAAAGUCGUUGUCGUGGAGUGUAAAAAAGGCGAAGACCAGCGAGUAAGUAGCUCUUGCCAACUGAGACCKUGCAGCAACAAUGGAAAAUGCGUCGAGAAGGAAGAUAACUUUAGUUGUAUAUGCCCUCGAAAUUUUACGAGCAAGAAUUGCCAAACUUAUAUCGGUAAGUACUUUUCCUACCUCCUUAAUCCAAUUCAAUCUUUGAACUUUCACCUAACAUGAGAGCUUAAAACUCCGAUUGUGAUUGUCCCACGCUGCGAUAUAACAUCCCAWGCUGUUAGAGCUAAAGGUAGCGAGGAAAAUGUAAAAACUUCUUUAAGUGCUCGGGGGAAAAAAUUGUAUGCAUAUAUCCUAAUUUGCCGUCAUUAAAAAGGCGCUCCAUGCAAGGCUGAUAAUAUUAUAAGUCAGGUGAAAGAACUUUAGAAAAGUUAU
Messenger RNA from Actinia tenebrosa (Australian red waratah sea anemone), 3930 nucleotides. RefSeq names its product antigen WC1.1. Lineage: Eukaryota; Metazoa; Cnidaria; Anthozoa; Actiniaria; Actiniidae. Gene Ontology annotation, molecular function: calcium ion binding. The record is from RefSeq and is a predicted model, not a curated record. Gene Ontology annotation, cellular component: membrane.